Molecule: messenger RNA, 1554 nt
Organism: Amorphotheca resinae ATCC 22711
Lineage: Eukaryota; Fungi; Ascomycota; Leotiomycetes; Helotiales; Amorphothecaceae
Exons: 1
Coding region: 1-1554 (517 amino acids)
Biological process (GO): transcription initiation at RNA polymerase II promoter; RNA polymerase II preinitiation complex assembly
Cellular component (GO): transcription factor TFIID complex
Molecular function (GO): RNA polymerase II general transcription initiation factor activity
Source: RefSeq, a predicted model, not a curated record
AUGAGUGGCAUCAAGUUGAAGUUGAAUACCAGCAACGUCCAGCGAGCCCCCGCUGCCAACACACCUCUGCCCUCUUCCAGCGCACCUCCAGCCUCUGCCAAAGCCUUUGGGGCAUCUGCGCCAACACCCGGAGGUAGCAGACCGAAGCUCAAGAUCACCAACAACUCAAAUCCUCCUACUCCAGCUCCCGUCGACGAUGCUGCCAAACCCAAGAAAACGAAGGCAGGGAGAGCUACGAAACCCAGUGCCAAGAUCCUCGAAAGUAGAAAACGUUUCAAAGAAGAAAGCGAUGAAGAAGAAGAGGGAUCUACCAUAAAUGUGCAGCCGCCGCCAUCAAAGAAGAUCAAAAUACAAUUGGGACUUGGAGCCAAGACCCCUACUACACCCGUCGUCCUCAAGGCAAAGGUCAAGGGCAAACCUCCUAAGAGGGCGCUGGGAGAGGGGUAUGAUUCGGAAGCUAGCGAUCGCGAGAUUGAUCCAGCUAUCGAGGAGGAAUUCAUUUUACGAAUGUAUCCAGGCGAGGACUGCGAGUAUAUGCAGAGGAUGAUCGCGGAAAAGAAGAUAGGCAUCCCGAAACAAUUAGGCGGAGCGGACUUUCACAUGAAAUUCUUCCACUCAGAAGGUAGACGAGCAGCAGUCACAGUUCGUGGCCAUCCAUACGCAGCUACGCUUGUUGAUCUACCGUGUAUCAUUGAGGGCAUGAAGAGUUGGGACAAGAGAGGCUGGUGGAAAAGUGCCGAUAUCUGUCAGAUGCUGUGGGUAUUUGCACCUAUCAAAAAGGAAGAGGAAGCAAAGACCAUUCCACUACCCAAGAUCAUCGACCCAGAGACAUUUCAAUAUCCUCAUGGUCUCACACCGCCGAUGUACUUUGCGCGCAAACGCCGUUUUCGAAAGAGGAUCAGCAGGACUGCGAUUGAGGCUGUGGAGGAAGCUGUCGAGAAGUUACUACAGGCCGAUGCACAAGCGCAGUCUACAAGGUUCGAGAUGAUUGAUCCUGAUCAAAGGGAAGACGGAACGUUUAGUGAAGAUGGCAGUGAAGAUGGCUAUGGAGAAGAAUAUGACGAAGACGAAGACGCGGAGGGAGAGGUGGAUGAUCAUAACUACUUUAGCACUAUGCACCAUACCAACGGAGCUGGUGCGGCAGCGAUGGAUGAUGACUUGGAUGCUGAUCUUGAGGCGGACCUGGAGAAAGCUUUCGACGAGGAAGCCUUCUCUACAGCUGGAGCGACACCAUCCAUGCAAAUCGAGACGCCGGCGGCCGUGGAGGAAGAAGAUGACGAAGAUAGCGGAGACGAGUCUUUGGAAGGGGAUAAAGACGAAGAUGACGAUGGUGGUGUUGUGGAGGUGGACGAGAAUGAAAGGGCACGCCUGGCUCAGCUCCAGGGUACGAAGGAGGAUAUUGCCGACCUGGAGAGACAGAUUGUUAGUGUGCAGGCUCAGCAUGCUCAGCAGGUGAACCCGAUUUUGAGGAAACGGUUGGAAGACAAUAUCAGAAAACUCAAGGCGGAGCUUCAGUUGAAGAAAUCUUCUAUCGGAGAGGCUGAGGAUGAUUGA